This is a messenger RNA of Sodiomyces alkalinus F11, 631 nucleotides long. RefSeq lists its product as hypothetical. Bases 59 to 325 code for a protein of 88 amino acids. The transcript is spliced from 4 exons. NCBI's taxonomy places the organism in Eukaryota, Fungi, Ascomycota, Sordariomycetes, Glomerellales, Plectosphaerellaceae. The record is from RefSeq and is a predicted model, not a curated record.
UCCGUAAUUUCCAUCUGGACAUAAAUCGACACCAAGUCCAGGUCACACCAUAUCCGACAUGUCUUCCUCCGAAAGUCCUGCCGCCGAUGGUCCCAAUACCAAGGGGCCCUGGACAGAGGAAACAAAACGUAAAUUCGAGACUAAGAGCAAGAGUCAGUACUUCGAUCCCUGCCAAGAUGCUGCUGCCCGCAGUAUUAGGUGCUUGAAACGGAAUAACGGCGACAGGGAAAUGUGCGGCGAGUACUUCCAGGCGUAUCGCGACUGUAGGCAAGCAUGGAUGGAUAAGCGAAGGGAAGAGAGAAGAAAAGCAGGCUACUUGUUCUGAGCGAACAAACAACGACAGACACCAGACAAACACCAGAAUACGGGGCUGGGAGGAUCUGGGGAACAGCUAUGUGCUCCAUGGGGAGUCGUCUUUGCCCGUCGGCUUCCGAGGACCUUCUACUUCCACAUCCAACGAUCCAUGUGGCCACGAUAUCCAUACGGCGCAGGUCUGUUGGAGAGAAAUACGAUAUGUGUUGGCCGGACGAGGAUCUUGUAAUACCACGUGUAUUUCUACAUCUACAAGCUUCAGGAAGGAUUACGAAGCGAAUGACUUCAAUUUCAUGACUAUUGGAAAACAAGGAGAGAA